Messenger RNA from Clupea harengus (Atlantic herring), 3152 nucleotides. RefSeq names its product A-type voltage-gated potassium channel KCND3. The record is from RefSeq and is a predicted model, not a curated record. Gene Ontology annotation, molecular function: protein binding; A-type (transient outward) potassium channel activity. NCBI's taxonomy places the organism in Eukaryota, Metazoa, Chordata, Actinopteri, Clupeiformes, Clupeidae. Gene Ontology annotation, cellular component: dendritic spine; postsynaptic membrane; neuronal cell body. Gene Ontology annotation, biological process: potassium ion export across plasma membrane; action potential; protein homooligomerization.
AGCGGUCACAACGUACUUACAGUUCUUUACGAGUUGGGGUUCAUUUAUUACUCUGCCUUGCAAUUAUCUGGUGCUAAAAAGAUAAAGCCAUUAUGCUUCUCUUGCAGUAACCCUAUGUAGCCUAUAUGACUCUUUUCUGUUAUUUUCUCUUCACCCUUCACUUUUGUCAUGUGAUGCGGUGCGUACUCUACAUCUGGACAGUAAGUUCCGACUGCAUUGCCAUCAACGAAUCCAGCUUCUAGGCUGCGACUUUCAUCUGCGAACAAGUGGAGACUUAUAAUUCUGACUGAAUUUGAUUUUUUUUUUCUACCUCACCUCGUAGAGACGAAUUCUCUUCUCCCUGGACUGAAUUGGAGUUUAGGAUGGUGAGGAAACGGCAGACAGGGACAACUGAAAGUGCGAGUGGAGAGCGAGACUACUGAGAGAGAUGCCAAUCAUAUCAUGUAGCAGGUGCACCUCGAGAGCCAUUGCGGAGUAUUUCUUUCUGGCGGUGAGACGAAAGAUAUGGUAAGGCUAAGUAGGCUACUCUGUGCUGCGAACUGGAGUGAUUAAAAACAACUGUACCGGCACGUUCUGGCCAUUUACCUUGCUGCACGAUUUUUUUACGAUUUAACUUACUCGGAUUUACUUCAGAACUGUAAAAGGCUGAUGUCAAUGCGCUCCGUCCGUCCUCGAAACCACACUGAAGAGUAGGCUAACCUAUUUCACAGAGUUACUUUCCGGACGCUUUUCUUGUGUUUAGCCGAGAUUUCUCGUUCCUGGAGGAUGACAGCUGACUUGAAGGUGAGCUGGUUCUGAGAGGGCCAGAGCAGUCCCGUCACCGUCAAGUUGGCGACACCAUGGCAGCCGGAGUUGCAGCAUGGCUCCCCUUUGCACGGGCAGCCGCCAUCGGCUGGAUGCCAGUGGCCAACUGCCCUAUGCCCGUUGCCCCAAGGGACCACAGCAAGAGACAGGAUGAGCUGAUUAUACUGAACGUGAGUGGACGCCGCUUUCAGACCUGGAGAACCACCCUGGAUCGGUACCCAGACACUCUCCUUGGCAGUUCUGAGAAGGAGUUCUUUUACAACGAAGAGGCCAAGGAGUAUUUUUUCGACCGCGACCCGGAAGCCUUCCGGAGUGUGCUCAACUUCUACCGCACGGGGAAGCUUCACUACCCCCGCGCUGAGUGCAUCCAGGCCUACGAUGAGGAGCUGUCCUUCUUCGGCAUCAUCCCAGAAAUCAUCGGCGACUGCUGCUACGAAGAGUACAAGGACCGCAAGCGGGAGAAUGCGGAACGCCUUCAGGACGACCAGGAGGACAAAAAGGACUUCAAGCCGCCCAACAUGACGUUCCGUGAGACAAUAUGGCGGGCGUUUGAGAACCCGCACACCAGCACCAUGGCUCUGGUGUUCUACUAUGUCACAGGCUUCUUCAUCGCCAUUUCUGUACUCACCAACGUGGUGGAGACAGUGCCGUGCGGCUCCACGAGCCAGAAGGACAUCUCUUGCGGACAGCGCUAUACGGUGGCCUUCUUCUGCAUGGACACGGCCUGCGUGAUGAUCUUCACUGUGGAGUACCUGCUGCGGCUGUUUGCGGCGCCGAGCCGCUACCUCUUCAUGCGCAGCGUCAUGAGCAUCAUCGACGUGGUGGCCAUCUUCCCGUACUACAUCGGCCUGGUCAUGACUGACAACGAGGACGUGAGCGGCGCCUUCGUCACCCUCAGAGUGUUCCGUGUCUUCCGGAUCUUCAAGUUCUCACGUCACUCGCAGGGCCUGCGCAUCUUGGGCUACACGCUGAAGAGCUGCGCCUCGGAGCUCGGUUUCCUGCUCUUCUCCCUCACAAUGGCCAUCAUCAUCUUCGCCACCGUCAUGUUCUACGCCGAAAAGGGUUCCAGUUCGACCAAAUUCACCAGCAUCCCGGCCUCGUUUUGGUACACGAUCGUCACCAUGACUACUUUAGGUUACGGAGACAUGGUGCCCAAGACGAUUGCGGGGAAGAUUUUCGGCUCGAUCUGCUCCCUGAGCGGGGUGCUGGUAAUCGCCCUGCCCGUGCCCGUCAUCGUCUCCAACUUUAGCCGAAUCUAUCACCAGAACCAGAGAGCCGACAAGCGGCGUGCUCAGAAGGUACAGAAAGCCCGACUCGCCCGGAUAAGAAUAGCCAAGAAGGGGAGCUCCAACGCCUACCUGCAGACCAAACGCAACGGGCUGCUGAACGAACUACUGGAUCUCACGGCCUCAGAGGAGGAACAGCAGCAUCUGAACAAGACAAAAUCCCUACUUGAGAGCCAACACCACCACCUAUUGCACUGUUUGGAGAAAACGACUGGCCAUGACUUUGUGGACGAGCAGCUAUUUGAGCAGAAUUGUUUGGAAGGGGCCCUGCAGCCGUACCGCUCUCGCACCCCCUCCACAUCCAGCCUGGAGGGCAUGACGGGCACCUGCUGCUCCCGUAGGACCAAGAGGAGUGUCCCGCUGCCCAUCGCCAACGCGCCAGCCUCGCACGCACACCCACUCGCGCUCACACACACGCUCCCAAAGUCGCCAGGGCUGCAGGAGCUCAGUGCCAUCAACAUCCAGUGUGCCGAGAAGCAAAUCCACAGCAGCAGUCGCUCUAAUCUCAACAUGCAGACCAACGAGGUGGACCGCCGCAACUGCAAACAGCAGAAGGUCACCACGGCGAUCAUCAGCAUCCAGACGGCCAACACGGGGAGCCCUGCCGAGGACGGCGGCCACGGCCUCCCAAACCGUGGAGCCAGCGUCGUGACAACGACCAGCUCGAACAUCAUCAAGGUGUCGGCCCUGUGAGCACGACUGCCAGCGUGACUGAGCAUACAGCACAAAAGACUGUGGGAUUGCUGAACCUACGCAGGGAACUCUGUCCCCUUUCCACACCAUGGCACAUUGACAUUAGGGGGCGCUGUGUUGAUGGACAACGUGUUGCAGGGCGAAGGCAAGGAGAGGAGAUGAGAGGAGAGAGGGGGCAGGGGAGGGGAGAAAGAUGGAGGAGAAAGAUGCAGCCUGGAACUAAACUGCUCUUGUGCAUCUUCUUUGAGAGGUUGGCACUGGGACAUCUUUCACAAGGUAACGGUUGGGGAGGAGCCGGAGAACAAAUCUAUGUGUGUGUCUCUGCUUGCUUUGCACACAUCGUCCCUCUCUCUUCAAAGUGACUUUGUG